Molecule: messenger RNA, 1611 nt
Organism: Sorghum bicolor (sorghum)
Lineage: Eukaryota; Viridiplantae; Streptophyta; Magnoliopsida; Poales; Poaceae
Exons: 2
Coding region: 568-1353 (261 amino acids)
Source: RefSeq, a predicted model, not a curated record
CCAGAGCAGCGGACGGUAACACACAACACAAGGAGCUUGCGAUCGAGCUGAUGAAGAUAAGGACCUGCCCUUUGGAAGCACACACACACAAACCAACACUGACAUCACAGCGGGGUCAGGGGAAGAGAGGAGAGGGAGAGCCUUCUUUAAGAUCACACCACAACCUCCCCUCCCCCCUCCUCCUCAUUGCUUCUCUCUCUCUCUCUCUCUCUCUCUCUCUCUCUCUCUCUCUCUCUCUCUCCAGUCUCCAUUGAGCUCUUAGAUUCUUGCUUGAGGUGCAGUGGCAAGGCGCACUACUACAAACAAGCUGAUCAGCUGAUGCUCGGUGGCUUCAGGAUCUUGCCAAGGUUUUCGAGGUCCCAUUUUGCUUCUCCCCUGGGCUUGCAGUUGCGUUUGAGUGCACCUCUGAGGCUUUGAUUGGCCCACGCGCUCCGUACUUAAGCUCUCCGCCUCGUCCAUGGCGUUGCAGCUCUCAAGACUUGCUGUCUCCUGCUAGCUGCUGCUUCUACUCCAUCUAGCUGAAAAGAGUGUAGUUGGUCUUGAAUUCUUGGUCCGGUGCUGUUGGAAAUGUUCUUGAGGUCGAAGAUCCAGGAGGUGAUCCUGCGCAGGAGAUCGAGGUCAAUGAACAGCGCCGGCGCGCAGAGGAGCCACGUCCCCGAUCAGGCCGCGAGCUCGUCGACCGUUCCAUGCGACGGCGACAGUGGCGGGGCCGGGGCAGACGCCGCCGGCAGCAAGAGUGCCGCUGCACGUGCCCUGUUCGCCUCCCCGAGGCUGCUGCACUCAUCCUCCCUGCCCGCCGGCACCCUCGCCUUCGCCAAGAGCCCCGCGCGGGACGCCGAGUCCGACACGGCCUUCCUCAUGAGCCCGACGUCCGUGCUCGACGCGGCUGCGGCGUUCGCGCCAGGCACGGACGGCGUCGGCAAGCGCCGACGGCCGUGGCGGGCGCGGGACAACAACGGCCUCGCGGACGCGCUGGACUGCAGCGACCAGCAGCAGGAGCGGAUCGUCCUCGCGGCGACGUCGUCCUCGUCCUCGCUGGUCAGGUCGUGCUCCCUGGACCGCCGCGUCGAGUUCGGCGUCAAGAACAAGAGCUCGUGGCUGCCCCUCCACGCCUGCAGCGGCAGCGAGGCCACGUCGCCGGCGCCGGCCGACCCGCGGGAUAUAAUAGAGCCGUCGUCGGAGGACUACACGUGCGUCAUCUCCCGCGGGCCCAACCCAAGGACGGUGCACAUCUUCGGCGAUCGCGUCGUGGAAGGCAGCGCCGGCGCCGGCGCUGCGGCGGAGAGGGAGGAGAGCUCGCCGCGGCCGAUCAAUCUGCCGGCGCGCGGCGACCGGGGCUUCUUCAGCCUCUGAAUGAUCCAUCCAUUCGCGCGUAGCCUGAUGAUGCCUAGUAGGUAAAGAAAUUGAGUUUGCUGAGUGCUAUUAUUAAGAUCAGCCAUAUUGUUGCUGUAUUGUAUUGGUUGUUCCAUUUCCAUCUGAUCAGAUAGAUGAUCAUAGAUGUUUUUCUUGAUCAGAUGAUGUACUAGACGUUUUGUCCAGGUUGAGCUGAAGCUGUGAUAUAAAUUUCAUUAUGUGGUUAUUACUAGAAAAAAACUGCAAAUUUAGCUCCCA